AAAAAAAAGAUUUCAAAAAUCUCGAAGUACUUACAAAUUUCACAGAUCCAUAACUCAGUGCUUAAGCAAUCAAGAAGAGCAAUGGCGUCGGAGAGACAGCAAAAGGCGGAGAGAGCCGAAGCUGCGGCAAGGCUAGCAGCUGAAGACUUGCAUGACAUUAACAAAGACGGUGGUGGUGUGUAUAAAGUAACGGAGAGAACAAUUGAACAUCCACCGGAGCAAGAGAGGCCAGGUGUGAUAGGAUCCAUGUUCAGAGCUGUGCAAGGAACAUACGAACACGCAAGAGACGCCGUCGUCGGAAAAAGCCAAGACGCGGCUGAGUCGACGAGAGAAGGAGCUCAGGUAGCAUCAGAGAAAGCGGCUGGAGCAAAAGACGCAACCGUCGAGAAGGCAAAGGAAACGGCAGAUUACACGGCGGAGAAGAUCGGCGAGUAUGAAGAUUACACGAUUGAUAAAGCUAAAGAGGCUAAAGACAAGACUGCGGAGAAGGCGGUAGAAGCGAAGGAUAAGACGGCAGAGAAGAUGGGCGAAUACAAAGACUACGCGGUGGAUAAAACGGUGGAAGCAAAGGAUAAGACGGCGGAGAAGGCGAAAGAGACGGCGAAUUACACGGCGGAUAAGGCUAAAGAGGCUAAGGAUAAGACGGCUGAGAAGAUGGGUGAGUACAAGGAUUACACGGCGAAUAAGGCCGUGGAAGCUAAAGAUUACACGGCGAAUAAGGCAGUGGAAGCUAAGGAUUACACGGCGGAGAAGGCGGCUGAAGCAAAGGAUAAGACGGUGGAGAAGACCGGAGAGUAUAAGGACUAUACGGUGGAGAAGGCGACUGAAGGGAAAGACGUUGGGGUGAGUAAGCUUGGAGAGUUGAAGGAUAGUGCUCUUGAUACGGCCAAGAGAGCUAUGGGUUUCUUGUCAGGGAAGGCAGAUGAAACCAAACAAAAAGCUGUGGAGACCAAAGACUCAGCCAAGGAAAAAAUGGAGGAAGCUGGAGAAGAGACGAGGAGAAAGAUGGAGGAGAUGAGAUUAGAGGGUAAAGAACUCAAAGACGAAGCUGGAGAAAAAGCACGCGAGGCAUCUCAAAAGACUAAGGAGAGUACUGAUUCAGCAGCUGAAAAAGCCCAAGAAACAAAAGAUUCUGCUGCUGUUAGGGGAAAUGAAGCGAAGGGGACAAUAUUUGGUGCAUUAGGGAAUGUAACGGAGGCCAUAAAGAGCAAACUCACAAUGCCAUCGGACAUUGUGGAGGAGACACGCGCGGCGCGUGAGCAUGGAAGCACGGGGAGGACUGUGGUUGAAGUCAAAGUAGAAGAUACAAAGCCUGGUAAAGUGGCUACGUCCUUGAAAGCGUCGGAUCAGAUGUCCGGUCAAACAUUCAACGACGUUGGACGGAUGGAUGAUGAGGCUCGGAAAGACAAGGGAAAGCUUUGAGAGAUCGGCGCGUAUUGGGCCUGAGGCAGGCCUUUAAAAACAAGAAUAUGUGUUUUCUCGGCCUUCCGUUUGGCAUGGAACCUGUUGUAGCAAAUAACGUUUUCUGAUAAUUUCCCUGUCUUGUAUUCUUACUCGACUUUUUUAAAGAUUUGGUUUUUAAUUUUUCUCACUUGGUAAUGGGUUAAUCUUGUGACUUUUAGAGCAAAGAUUUACAACGGACUCGA
Messenger RNA from Eutrema salsugineum, 1646 nucleotides. RefSeq names its product late embryogenesis abundant protein ECP63. The coding region runs from base 82 to 1422 and encodes 446 amino acids. The record is from RefSeq and is a predicted model, not a curated record. The transcript is spliced from 3 exons. NCBI's taxonomy places the organism in Eukaryota, Viridiplantae, Streptophyta, Magnoliopsida, Brassicales, Brassicaceae.